CGUGACGUAGUUCGCGCAUGCGCGCAGAUGUGUUUGUGCUGUCAUGGCGCUGAACGCAAACUACUGAUCUAGAGCUCUUCAUCGUCGCUACAGGGAGUCUGAUGUGGUCUAGAAGAGCGCAGUGAUGUCGGGAAAUAAAGCGGUGGAGCUGCAGACACAGAUGCGACAGAACGCAGAAGAUCUGCAGAACUUCAUGAAGGAGCUGAACAACUGGGAGGAAGAAAUCAAGAAGAAAGACCAGCAGCUCCGCGCCGGAAACAUCAGCGAACCGCCGAAGACGCUCCCGCCGGUGAGGAACAACGAUUAUAAGAAGACGAAGACGAGCGUGAAGCGCCAGACUAACGGCCUGAAGGAGCAAAAGGAGACGCAGCGCAUAAAAUCCUACGAUUAUCAGGCCUGGGACAAAUUUGAUGUGGAUAAGUCUCUGGAGGCCAUGGACGCGGAGGAGAGCCCGGUCCACUCCAACGAGUCGGACUCUGAAGGGCUUCAGGUGGACAGAGAUCUGGCGCUGACCGAGAAACAGAAGGGGAAUGAGUGCUUCAGGGACGGCCGGUACGACAGCGCCAUCGAGUGUUACACCAGAGGAAUGGACUCCGAUCCGUACAGCCCUGUCCUACCCACCAACAGAGCGGCCUGCUUCUUCAGACUGAACAAGUUCGCCGUGGCGGAGUCCGACUGUAAUUUGGCCAUCGCUCUGGACGGGAAAUACGUCAAAGCGUACAUCAGGAGAGCGGAGGCACGCACGGCGCUCAACAAACACCAGGACGCUCUGGAAGAUUAUGAGAUGGUUCUCAAACUGGAUCCUGGAAGCUCGGAGGCCCAGAGUGAGCUCCAGAAGCUGCAGCAGGUGCUGGGAUCGAGCGGACGGACGGAGGAGAAGAGCGAGAGCGAUGCAGAGCCGUUACAGCAGCUGCAGGAACAGGAACAGCAGAGGAAACAAGAAGCAGUCGUGCAGAAGGACAGAGGAAAUGCUUACUUUAAAGAAGGCAAGUAUGAGGCAGCGGUGGAGUGUUACUCCAGAGGAAUGGAGGCGGAUGGGACGAACGCACUGCUGCCUGCUAACAGAGCCAUGGCCUACCUCAAACUCCACAGGUUCAGCGAUGCGGAGCAGGACUGCAGCACGGCUCUCGCUCUCGACGCAUCGUACGCCAAAGCCUUCGCCAGACGAGCCACGGCCAGAGCCGCUCGAGGCAGGACCAGAGAGGCCAAAGAAGACUUCGAGCAGGUUCUGAAGCUGGAGCCGGGAAACAGACAGGCCUUGAGUGAGAUCGAGAAGCUCUCAGCGGAGAUGAGGAGCAGCGGUCUUCUGGCUCCAGAGGAGAACAAACAGAGGAGAAGCAUCCAGCCCAUCCACAAACCUGAACACCUCAGAUCCACCAAACCCUUGAGGAGGCUUGACAUCCAGGAGGUGGGUGCAGAGAUCUCACCGUCCACGUCUUCACCGCAUCCCAAGAUCCAGAAGAUAGAGGAGAUCUCAGACGCUUCUGUAUCCAGGGCCCUUGAGGAUUCAUCUGCAGAUGCUGAAUCGAUUCCUCCUCCACCCAGCAGCAGUUUCCAGCUGGAGGCCGACCUCAGGAAGAUCAGCCGCAACCCACAAGCCACUUACAGAUAUCUGAAGCAAAUCAGUCCAGACGCUUAUCUGAAGAUCUUCCAGAACUCUCUGGAGCCUGAUGUUCUCAACCACAUCCUCAAGACCUUCCACAGCUUCUUUCACUGGAAAGAAAAUGACUCGGAACGUGAAGAUGCGUCUCUUCUGCUGGCCGUCCUGAGGAGCCUGGCGAGCGUGAGGAGGUUUGACAUGACCGUCAUGUUCAUGUCGUCCGCCGAGAAGAAACGUACGAACACACAAACACACACAAGCACUGAACAACAGCGCGCACAGCGGCGAAUAAACACAAACUCUGUUCUCUCUGUCAGUCUUACAGGAGCUGUUUGACUGGAUUCACAGCGCCGGUCUGGGAGACGCUUCUGUUCCAGGCUUACAGAAGAAAUACGGCCUUUGACCUCUACAGAAAUCUCUCCUGUUUCGAUUUCUACAGUCAUUCUGACACUGGACUGAAAACUCAGUUUGAGGUGAAACCGAACCAGCUUCAGUGUGAAUGAAUCCGAUGCUCUGAUACCUCAGAAUGGACGCUUGGUGCCUUUAAACUCUGCUUUAUUUGGUUCCUGCAUGUGUGCAUGAGAUGAUAUUAUUAUAUGAGUCCAUCUAAAACGUCUGCCGUCGCUUCAUGUGUCUCGGUGUUAUUCUUCAGAAUCUGCUUCUGUAGUUCUGAAUGCUGCAGUAUUAAAGUCAACAUGAAAUCCAAA
Messenger RNA from Sinocyclocheilus grahami, 2307 nucleotides. It is a transcript of the gene rpap3, whose product is annotated as RNA polymerase II associated protein 3. The transcript is spliced from 17 exons. The coding region runs from base 125 to 1936 and encodes 603 amino acids. The record is from RefSeq and is a predicted model, not a curated record. Gene Ontology annotation, molecular function: protein binding. Gene Ontology annotation, cellular component: protein folding chaperone complex. NCBI's taxonomy places the organism in Eukaryota, Metazoa, Chordata, Actinopteri, Cypriniformes, Cyprinidae.